Anguilla rostrata (American eel) is the source of this 3826-nucleotide messenger RNA. Its product is annotated as guanine nucleotide-binding protein G(o) subunit alpha-like. Gene Ontology annotation, cellular component: heterotrimeric G-protein complex. The record is from RefSeq and is a predicted model, not a curated record. NCBI's taxonomy places the organism in Eukaryota, Metazoa, Chordata, Actinopteri, Anguilliformes, Anguillidae. Gene Ontology annotation, molecular function: G-protein beta/gamma-subunit complex binding; GTP binding; mu-type opioid receptor binding. Gene Ontology annotation, biological process: G protein-coupled dopamine receptor signaling pathway; adenylate cyclase-modulating G protein-coupled receptor signaling pathway. The transcript is spliced from 8 exons. Bases 668 to 1732 code for a protein of 354 amino acids.
CCUCAUAUAAUCAUCGUCGUCGUCAUCAUCAUAUCAGGAAAAACGUGGGAAGCUCCAUGUUUCAGAGGUUAGCUGCAAACAACACAACUCCAAACUCCAGCUGGACCACGCCUCAGCGCGAUUACGCCUGGCCCGCAUCCAGCAGCGCACCGUAUGGAAUGGAUCGGCUGCCGCCUGACACAAGCCGCAUAAUCUUCUGCUUUUAAUACAUCCACGCUUGCGCCCCGUAACCCUGUCCUGCAAUACGGCGCAACGUGGUGAUAUAUGAUACAUGUGAGAAAGUAAGAAAAUAAAAUCCACCGUUGCUUUUUCCCAUAUGUGGCAGCUAACGGAGCACGACCAGCAUGCUCGCUCGUUCUGCUUCUGACGUCAGACAGUGAGAGACGAGCUAACGCGCUGUGUCCUUCUCCUCCAUUGUGAACUGAACGAUGCGGUCUCUGGCAGCCAUCGUCACCGCCCAGUAGAGACCCCAGCAGAAGUGCCGAGCACAACGACCCCCUCGAGGGAGACAGAAAGAGAGGGUCAGAAACGAGCCCUGUUCACGCGCCUGUUUUCAUGCUUUAGCUAGCCGUGCAGACCCAGUGCGAGACCGCGGGAUACGGAAGAAACCGAGGAAACGGGAGCUCGCCUAUUUUGGUGAGAAAGCAGAGCCGAGGUUCGUCUAACGAUGGGAUGUACACUGAGCGCUGAGGAGAGAGCAGCUUUGGACAGGAGCAAAGCAAUCGAGAAAAACCUCAAAGAAGAUGGAGUCAUUGCUGCUAAAGACGUUAAAUUACUCCUGCUCGGGGCCGGAGAAUCAGGCAAAAGCACCAUUGUGAAACAGAUGAAAAUCAUCCAUGAGGACGGUUUCUCUGGCGACGAUGUGAAGCAGUACAAGCCCGUGGUCUACAGCAACACCAUCCAGUCCCUGGCGGCCAUCAUCCGAGCCAUGGACACACUGGGACUGGAGUACGGAGACAAGGGGAGGAAAGCAGACGCUAAGAUGGUGUGCGACGUGGUGAGCCGCAUGGAGGACACGGAGCCCUACUCCCCCGAGCUCCUCGGCGCCAUGAUCCGCCUCUGGUCCGAUUCCGGCAUGCAGGAGUGCUUCAGCCGCGCGCGUGAAUACCAGCUCAACGACUCCGCCCAAUAUUACCUUGACAGCCUGGAUCGCAUUGGAGCGGCAGAUUACCAGCCUACAGAGCAGGACAUUCUCAGGACCCGAGUCAAGACCACAGGAAUCGUAGAAACGCACUUCACUUUCAAGAAUUUACAUUUCAGGCUGUUUGAUGUGGGAGGUCAAAGGUCAGAGAGGAAGAAGUGGAUCCACUGCUUUGAGGAUGUGACGGCCAUCAUCUUCUGCGUGGCCUUGAGUGGGUAUGACCAAGUCCUGCACGAAGACGAGACCACAAAUCGCAUGCACGAGUCUCUCAUGCUCUUCGAUUCCAUCUGUAACAACAAAUUCUUCAUCGACACCUCCAUCAUCCUCUUCCUAAAUAAGAAAGAUCUGUUUGCUGAAAAGAUUAAAAAGUCCGCACUGAACAUCUGUUUCCCUGAGUACACAGGCCCCAACACCUACGAUGACGCAGCAGCUUACAUCCAAUCACAGUUUGAGAGCAAAAACCGCUCCCCCAACAAAGAAAUCUACUGUCACUUGACCUGCGCCACGGACACGGGCAACAUCCAGGUGGUGUUCGACGCCGUGACCGACAUCAUCAUCGCCAACAACCUGCGGGGGUGUGGCCUGUACUAAUGAACACUUGCUCUUACUCUAUGGCCGUCAUUUUGGUACUGAAGUGCAAGUUGGUUAACAAGAAUGAGGGUUCUUAACAGGUACAUAUACAUGCACACACACGUGUGUGUGUACGUAUAUGCGUGUGUGCGUGUGUGUGUGUAUGUGCAGGUAUGUCUGUGUGUAUGUGUGUAUAUAUAAGUAUAUUUUAUUCAAUUUUUUAAGUUUGUCUCUAAGAGCUGCCAACAGCGGAUUUCUUAUAGAAACCCUUUUAGCAUUUUUUUUUUUUGGUUGGUCUGUUUGUCACCCUCUUCUCACUGUGUCUUUACAAAAAAAAAAAAAAAAAAACAGCACAUUUUUGUUUUACAUAAAGAAAUGUGUCUUCAUUUAAAUUUUUAAAUGUUUAACUGUUAAUUGUAUGUAAUUUAUUAUAUGAAUAUGAAUAUGUGGAUAUGUUGACCUGGACACGUUUUGGUUGAGAAAGAGGAUGGUAAUUAGCCGGGAUAAUAAGUGCAGAUUUCCAAAUUUGUUCGGCUCAUCUCCUGGUGAUGCUCAGAUCUGCAUUUCCUAGCAUGCUUUGUGUUCUCUUGUGGAUCAGCCAAAAGGGGUCUCCCAGGUGCCACCCUGUCUCUGAGGCAGGUCUUGCUAUUGGCCAUGCCCCUUCGAGGGCAGGCCUUAGCGCUCUGUACUGUUAUGAGGCCUAUUAGCCAAUGAAAUUUCAGAAAAGUGUCCUAUCUGUGCCAGCCUGAAAAUGGCAUGUGUGGGAAUAGCACUAGAAUCACUAGGUUACUGAAAAUCUGUUUAAAUAUUAUCAUGUAAUGACUUGUAAUUUUUUAUUGUCAUUGGUAAAGGUCAUUACUUACUGAUGUAAGUACACACCAGCUUCAUGUCCAUGAUAGAUGUAACACACAUACACACACACACACACGCUCUGUCACAAAUACACUCAUACAUGCACACACACUCAUACAUGUACAUGUUGAUGCACACACCCACUCGGUCACUCACAUUUUCACACAAAUACACCCACACACGCACACACGCUGAUACACACUCUCUCGGUCUCGCUCACAUGUUCACAUACAUAUACGCACGCGCAAACAAACACACACAUACACACAUAGACACACACCUCCCAUCAUAAUCUUUCACUUCUUUACUUCCUGUUUUUAGUUGUGUACAUCUCCUAUUGAUCCUGUUCCACACAUAGCAUGAUUCGCCUGCUUUUUUUAAAAACAAGUAUAAGCAAAAUAGUGCUCCAAAAACUCAAAAUCCACCAAAAAAAAGGAAAAAAAAAAGAAAAAUUAAUAAAAGCUAAUAAAAAAAGAGAAAAGACACUGGCAGGGGAGACAGACAUCAUUAUUGUUAUUGUUAUUAUUAUUAUAGUAAUAAUAAUGCUGUAAGGGUCGGUCUUCUGUGCAUUCUGUGCAUUGUAGCUGAAGAUGAUUUUAUCUCCUCCUGUGCGUGUCUCAGUUGGCCCUGUUGCUUUAUCUGUCUCCCUGACCCAAGUCUGUACUUACUGGGAAAUGUGACGUGGAAAGAAUAGUCAUAUUGGAGUGUGUCAGGACCUGAAAUAUUUGGGAUUUGGGACGGACCUGAACGUCGUGCGGCUGCGCAAGUAAACGUGCUGCUUUGCACCGCGCGUCCGGACACAGGUAAACACACUUUACUCCGCGCGUCUGUACAAGUUAACACACUACACCGCGCGUCUGUACAAGUUAACAUGCUGCGGCCUGCACAGCUGUAUGGGUUCACGCUGUUGUGCAUCGCGUAGCCUGACAGGUUGACACACUUGGCGAUGUGCGGCUGUACAGGGUUACAGUUCACGCACUUUGAGCGGUGCGGUUGCACAGGUUAACGCUAUUGUGCGCCGUGUGUCUGAACAGGUUAGCAGGUUUCGCGCUGCGUGCCUGUACAGCUUAAUUUUGCGCCACGUGAGCUGUACAGGUUAACGCGUUUUGCGCUCAACGGCUGCACAGGUUAACGAGCUUUCUCUUAGUUAGUUUUGUAACUUGAACUGGCACACACCUGGCAGGUACAUAGAAAAGCACAGCUCUCACUCACUGUCCGAGAGACCUCUCCGGCUCUGAAUAAAGAAUCUUGUACAUAAUGACA